UUGAAGCGCCGGCAUUGAAGGGCUGCAGUCGUGAUCGGAUGCUCGACGUGUACGGAUCGGUCGAAGCAUAAGGUGGCCGAUUACAAGUGAAUGAGAGAGAAUUCGAAGAGAUUCGGAACGGUGAAAUUCGCGAACGAGGGACGCCAAUUCGACGAGCAAUGUUUUUCACGAGUGUUCCUCAGGCGCCACUUGAUCGCGAGGCGUACGUUCCUGCACGAAGUCGCUCUUAAAUAAUCUGGGAACUGUCGAAAAAAGUGAAGUGGGUCCUGGAAGAGGACCCGGAUAAAGUAAGGAGAAAAGCGGCGAAGGAGAAUCCGAUGUGCAGUGUCAGGACGCCCUGCAGGACUGACUCCAUGAUGUCGUACGCCAAUCGAUUCCCAUCUUCUCAGCACACUCGUUAUCGCAGUAGCUGGGGUCCGUCCUCGGUUUCCGUCUUCAAUCGUGCCGACGUGCCGCGACCCUCGCCGGAAGAGGAAGAGUUCGAGUUCUACCACGAGCGACUGCACUCGGCGCAGAGUCGCCAGCUGAUCCCGCUUCAGGAAGAUCUGGCCGAUUGGAUCAACAAAACGAUAAAUGUGGAUUAUAUAACGGGUGACAAUUUCUUCGAUGUACUUGAUAAUGGCGUGGUUGUGUGUCGACUGGCAAGGGUUAUCCAGGAAAAAGCGAGAUCCGCGAUAGAAGCUGGACGAGCUAAAGGACCGAUACCUGUGAUACGUGGCCGUUGCUGGGAAAAUGCCGCGCGUCGCAGCUUCUUUUCCCGCGACAACAUGGAGAACUUUAUACAGUUUUGCCGGCGUCUGGGCGUCCACGAGAAUCUCCUCUUCGAAAGUGACGAUCUCGUUUUACACGGUCAACCACGGAACGUAGUGCUGUGUUUACUGGAAGUUGCACGACUGGCGGCCAGAUAUUCUUUAGAACCACCUGGACUUGUGCAACUCGAGAGGGAAAUCGCGGCGGAACAAGAAAGGGAUCUUCACUGUUUGUCGGACAGCGGUAUAUCUCACAGCAGCCUCUCUUGGCAACUCCAAUCGCCGUCACCGACCGCGACUCCCAGACCGCCGGAGAAGAUCAAACACAGCAGUUCGGCAUCCGAAGUCGCGACGACGGCCACACGAUGGUUGGAUCCCGUGACUGGUGCUACGCAUGAACCUGAAAUGCGAAGGUCCGUUAGCGACAACGGUCCGACUGGAAGUGACGGCGUGCCGAGCGACACUACCGAGGAUGACUGGUCCCGCGGUAGCGCCGAGGAUCCGGAUGAAGUGCCGUCGCCAUCGAGUUCGCCAUCACCUUCGCCGGCCGAGCCACCGGAGCACACUGGUCCGAUAACAGAGCUCGAUCGCAAGGUGCGAAGAGCCACCGAGGCCGUCCAGAGACUUUGUCAAUGCCCUUCGGAAAAGUGCUCCAAAUUGAAAGUGCGCAAAGUCGGCGAAGGCCGCUAUCAUAUUGCGGGACGUAACGUCUUCAUCAGGCUUCUCAAGGGGCGACACAUGAUGGUGAGAGUGGGCGGCGGAUGGGAUACCCUGGAACAUUUCCUGGCGAGGCACGACCCCUGUCAGGUGAGGGUUCUUAACCGCGAGAGCACACCGCCCCCCGCUCGCGGCACCAAGCACGACAGCUUCCUGCACAUUCGGGCCAAGUACCGCAGCCCACCGUUGGAGCCGAGCCUCUCACGUCGGUCGCUGGCCUAAGAGCACGUAGUGCCUAAUCAUGCGAUCACGCAACCUCUCGGGCUGCUCGCACGCGUGGCGCACAUGCGAAAUUGAUAUCGUGGUUUCCGGCACACAGCUAUCGCAUCUUGCCGUAUAUAUCAUAUAAGAGCAGUCGAUAUUCUCAACUCGAUGAACACGUCGAUCAAUUGGUGUGUUAAAUGACGCGACGGAACGUGGCAGCUCGUAUUAUCGUAAUAAGGACGGUAAUUCAUGUAAUUUUCGCGCACGAUACACAUUCCUUUUUCCCAACUACGCUCGAUGAGUUGGCAAAGGAAGAAAGACGGCGCGGAUCGUUUGAAGAGCUUGCGGUUACUCGUGCACAUUCCGAUAUAUUCAUGUAUGCUAUUUACGAGGUAUCUUUACAGGGCUGAAUUUCUCAUCGGUACGCAUCGCCUAUACCACUUUGCAACGCGAUAUCUCUUCCAUUCUCAUAUUUACUAUACAUCUUCAAUUAUGUCAAGUGCAUAUACAUAUUUAUUGUUACGCAUGUAUGCGUUAGAUGUAGGUCACGGUGUAAGAACGCACACGGAUCACAAUAUUUUUACUACAUUGUAUCAGAUGAUUGAAAAGCGUGUCGAAGUAUAUCCUCGCUGAUAUGUGGUACGCUGUCCAUUUUUGAAGAGAGCAGUGUGAUUAAGAAUAAUCAAAGUUUUAUAUCCAAGAUUGUACUCUACAACUCGGAAAACUUUGAAUACUCGACAUUUAUCAACGAAUAUAUACUAUAUGUGCUUCCAUCUCUUGAAUCAUUUCUCUUCAGGUACUAACAUAAUUAACGUUUAUAUCCGAAAAUUCUUCGGCAAAGUCUAGAAAGUGUGUUGCACUUGGUAAUAAUAGUGUUAAGAACGCAAUGACCAAAUUUUAUUUUUAGAACUAUAUCAUGUCAUGAUGUAAUAAAAAAAUAAUAAUAAUAGUGAUUUAAAUAAAUAUCCAUUUAAGCUCAAACAUUGUGCUCUUGUACGUGCAAUAAACAAAUUAAAGUGCGAUUAAAAUCUCAGGUAGAUAAUCGUCUAUAUAAACGUAUCAUGCCUUAAAAAAGAUGGAUAAAUUUUUUUCUUGAUCAAAUUUCUUUUUACAAUACUACAAUAUUAUAGUAUUUUUCUCCAAAUAAUUGUACGAGUUUUACAAAAUUCUCACAGUCAUGCUAAUAUAGUUGUAACCUUUCCAUUAUUAAAGCUGUAACAUAGUUUUUUUUGAUACUCAAUCCUAUUCAGCUUUCAACUUUGGUCAUUGCUCUAUACCAAUAUAUUCUUAUAAUGCACUGUCAUAUUUUGCGAUAAGCACGCAAAAUCAGGCACUUAUACAUUGUAAUAAUCACACAGAGUCGGCUAAGUUUUUUAUAUAUUAGAUUCAAUAUGUACAUUUAUAAGAAUUGCUAUAAUAUAUAUGUAAAAUUCGAUAAAUAAAUUUUAUUUACGCUCGAGCGUAAUUCAAUCGAUUUUAAAAAAUUUAUAAAAUUACAGAUCCAUCAAUACAUAAACGAUAGCAUAUUCAAAAGAUUCUUAAAAUGUACGCUACUUCAAUUGUUUUGUUUUUAUUUCGAUUAUAAUAAAUUUAUACGAAUCUCAUUUUAGCCGACUCUGAAAUUGAUACACUUUUUAACAUUCGAUUAAUAUCUAAUACAACUUAUAUUGCCUAACGUGUAAAAUGCUUCAUAAUUGCCUCAAACAUAUAUGUUUUGUACUUUUAUAUAAAUAUCUAGAAUAAGGAAUAUGAUAUAUAUACACAUCGGCAUAUUUAACAAUAUGAUUAUUCACUUACAGAAGUGCAAGAGCACAGUAUGCAAAGGAAUACCAAAGCAGAGAAACACACGACGAGUAAUGUCGGCUCGUUGAAGCUAAUUAAAUUGUGAUCCGUUUAUUGGUUGCGCCGAAAGAGAGAGUAUAAUUGUGUUUCACGAAUCGAUAUCUUUUAUGAAUUAUAAAUAAUCAAUUGCGUUCAAUUAUCCUUUGCGAAGCAGAAUCAGUGUUAAAUUGCGAUUUACACUGUAAAGUAAUAGCUUAGAGUUUAGUGAAUUAUUACAGGGCCUUAUAUAUAUUACAUAAACAUAAUUAUAUUUGCAAUGUUAUUUCUUACACGUAAUUAAAUCGCCCUGCCUAAUUAAAUUAAUUUCGCCAUAUUAUGUAAUUGUAAAUAAUACGUUGCCCCGACAUAUCGAUAAAUAACUGAUUUAAGUUAAUCGUACCUGCUUUAUAUUGCGUUAAUAUAUAUUAGUGGAUAAGUUAUACAUGUUCUAUAUAUUUAAUAAGUUGUUUAUAUGUUGUCAAUUGUCUUUUUAUUAAAAAUUACGUUAGAUAUUUGAUUUUUUUUAUCAAAUACGUGUUUUGAUGACAUAAAAGAAUAUUAUAUAAAUUUAGUUGGGGAGAUUAUUAUUUACAAUAAGAUGUUGAAACGAUCUAAUUGAUACAAUAUAUUUUAGAACAAGUUAUAUUUUGUGUUAAUACGGUUUCGUGAUUAUUUGGCUAUUAAUCAGCAUUGCAAUAGCACUAUACUGCAUUAAUUUAGUCUAUAACUCUGUGUGUUAGGCUUUUGUAAAAAAAUUUUUAAUUUUGUUUAAUAUGUAUGCAAAAUGCAUCGUAUACUAUAUAUUAUCUUAAUCUAUUCAACUAAUAUGUUUGAAACUAUAUUAUGUCGAUUGUAUUUUGUUGAACAAUAAAAUAUUUGACUGAUA
Messenger RNA from Cataglyphis hispanica, 4377 nucleotides. Its product is annotated as growth arrest-specific protein 2-like. The transcript is spliced from 8 exons. Gene Ontology annotation, cellular component: actin filament. The record is from RefSeq and is a predicted model, not a curated record. The coding region runs from base 318 to 1688 and encodes 456 amino acids. Gene Ontology annotation, molecular function: actin filament binding; microtubule binding; cytoskeletal adaptor activity. Gene Ontology annotation, biological process: actin crosslink formation. NCBI's taxonomy places the organism in Eukaryota, Metazoa, Arthropoda, Insecta, Hymenoptera, Formicidae.